Molecule: messenger RNA, 2837 nt
Organism: Drosophila grimshawi
Lineage: Eukaryota; Metazoa; Arthropoda; Insecta; Diptera; Drosophilidae
Gene: Keap1
Product: kelch-like ECH-associated protein 1B
Exons: 6
Coding region: 72-2300 (742 amino acids)
Molecular function (GO): protein binding
Source: RefSeq, a predicted model, not a curated record
GAGUUAGUUGAGAAUUGCUCGCGGUUGCGGUUGAGUGUGCUACGAGAAAAAUAAAAACAAACGACAUUGAGAUGAACGAACAUUCCUCGGACAGUAGCUCCAUCUCAACGAGAUGUGGCCGCUUCGACGCUGCACGUGCAAUCGAUGACCACGAUGCGACAGAGGACGAUAUGACAUUCUGCAUGUCGAACUAUGCAAAGGAGGUGCUGAAGAUGAUGUUCAUGAUGCGAUCACACGGAAUGCUCACAGACGUUGUGCUCGAGGUGAAGAAGGAGCUGUUUCCCGCCCACAAGGUUGUGCUGUCCGCUGCCUCGCCGUACUUCAAGGCCAUGUUCACGGGCGGACUGAAGGAGUCCGAAAUGUCACGCGUUCAACUGCAGGGGAUAUGCCCCACGGCAAUGGCCCGAAUCCUUUACUUUAUGUACACGGGACAAAUCCGCGUCACAGAAGUGACUGUCUGCCAGCUUUUGCCCGCAGCGACAAUGUUCCAGGUGCAAAAUGUCAUCGACGCCUGCUGUGCAUUCCUCGAGCGCCAACUGGAUCCAACCAAUGCCAUUGGCAUUGCCAAUUUUGCCGAGCAGCAUAACUGCAUUGAACUGCAGAAGAAAGCCAAUUACUUUAUAGAGCGGCACUUUAUGAAAGUGUGCCAGGAGGAGGAGUUUUUCCAGCUAUCCACUUAUCAGUUGAUAGCCCUCAUUCGAAGGGACGAACUCAAUGUGCAGGAGGAGCGCGAGGUGUACAAUGCCGUACUCAAGUGGGUGAAAUACGAUGAGGACAAUCGGCAUAGCAAGAUGGAACACAUUCUGGGCGCCGUUCGUUGCCAGUUCCUGACUCCCAAUUUCCUCAAGGAGCAGAUGAAAAACUGUGACGUGCUGCGCAAGGUUCCAGCCUGCCGCGAAUACUUGGCAAAAAUCUUUAAGGACUUAACGCUGCACAAGUGUCCCGGCGUCAAGGAGCGCACACCAAAUACAACACGCAUGAUAUUCGUUGCGGGCGGUUUUUUCCGUCACUCCCUGGAUAUAUUGGAGGCCUACAAUGUCGACGACAAAACUUGGACAACCUUGCCGAAUCUGCGCAUUCCACGUUCAGGUCUGGGCGCUGCAUUUCUCAAGGGCAAAUUCUAUGCGGUGGGCGGACGCAACAAUAACAUUGGGUCCUCCUACGAUUCCGACUGGGUAGAUCGUUACAGUGCCGUCAGCGAGACUUGGCGUCCAUGCUCGCCGAUGUCCGUGCCGCGUCAUCGUGUCGGCGUCGCCGUUAUGGAUGAGCUAAUGUAUGCUGUGGGCGGAUCGGCAGGAAUGGAGUACCACAACACGGUGGAAUAUUACGAUCCAGAUCAAGAUCGCUGGACACUCGUUCAGUCGAUGCAUUCCAAGCGAUUGGGCGUUGGCGUUGUGGUUGUUAAUCGACUCCUUUACGCCAUCGGUGGCUUCGAUGGCAACGAGCGUUUGGCCAGCGUGGAGUGCUAUCAUCCCGAAAACAAUGAAUGGAGCUAUUUGCCUUCCCUAAAUACGGGCCGCAGCGGAGCAGGUGUUGCCGCCAUUAACCAAUACAUAUACGUCGUGGGUGGAUUUGAUGGAACACGUCAACUUGCCACCGUGGAACGCUAUAAUACAGAGAACGAAACCUGGGAUAUGGUUGCACCGAUUCAGAUCGCUCGAAGUGCACUUUCGCUGACACCACUCGAUGGCAAGCUGUAUGCCAUCGGUGGCUUUGACGGCACCAACUUUCUGUCCAUCGUUGAGGUUUAUGAUCCGCGCACAAACACUUGGGAGCAGGGCACGCCGUUGAACUCUGGUCGCUCAGGUCACGCUUCGGCCGUUAUUUACCAGCCCUCGUGUGCCAGCACAUUCAUGGACUAUGAGGAGGGCGAGACGCCCAAGCGAGACGACAGCAAUAGUGAGAGACAGACUGAAUCGCCUCAGGAUCCCUGUGGCAGAGGCCGGAGUCCUAACUUUUCCGACAUUACAUCGAGUAUGCAGUUUCAUGCGUCAUACGGUGCCGGCGGUUGCCACAACUGCGAAAUGGACACAAAUGCCAAAAACAAACAUUUUAAAUGUGCCUCUCAACAAAUGAUGAAACCGUCCACUCGAUUGCGAAAAAUGCAAAAGUUUGACGACGACUCGGCGGACGAUCAUAAUCCCAGCAUUUUCCAAUUGCAAAGCUCCGAUCCAGUUCCGCCUGGCAAUCAAAUCAAAGCGCACAGGAAAUGCAUAUUGAUUCCAGUUUAUAAGGCCAUGCAUCAGAUAUUACGGAAGAGCAUCGAAUGUCAAUUUAAAAAGUAUUCAGCAACUUCAUGACAACUAGUUUGAACCAGCACCAGCACAUCAGUCUUAAUACCAAUAACAUUCAUUUUGUAAAUCCGCUAUUCGCAACCAUCUACUCAGAUUUUCUAUUCCAUAUUGUUAAUCAUUCCAAUCAAACAUUUCUACAACUAAUCGAUUAUAUAUGUACAAAUUCAUAUUUUAAAAAUGUAUCCCUCAUUUCAAAAGUGUAUCACUAGUGACGAAGCAUCACGAACGGUGCCAAAUUAGCACAUGGUAAACUACGUUUAUUUUCGGUGAAUGUGUUUAUGUAUUUCAACAAGAAUAUGCAACAGAUAUAUGAAAUAAUUUACACCUAUACAUACAUGUAUGUGUGUGUCAUUAUACAACGAUAAUGUUAUUUUAAAUAGGCUAAGUAAAAAGGGAAUGCAUACAUUAUAUAUAUAUUGUACGAUUGAUUUGGAUAUUGUACUUUAAUAGAUUGUACAUAUGAUUUCUAGACUUUACCUACAAUUUAAAUAUUAUUAAAAGAAAACAAAAUAAUAAACAUAAAACAAAAGUGCGUGAAAAAAA